Molecule: messenger RNA, 480 nt
Organism: Drosophila takahashii
Lineage: Eukaryota; Metazoa; Arthropoda; Insecta; Diptera; Drosophilidae
Source: RefSeq, a predicted model, not a curated record
AUGGACUGGAUCUGGGAGAAGACGUUAGAGUUCUGGUGCUCAUUCUUUGGCGACCAAGAGGAAGAAUCAGUACCUACGUCUUCUCCGGAACUUCAGUCUACCAGAAGGAUAUCCCGUGUUAGAUUUAGUCGCAGCACCAUUCAACAAUUUCAACUUCACGAACUGCAACAGUUGGGCUCUACGAAUGCCUUUUUCAACUUUCUCCUGGUCCAGCGAAUGCGACAAGUGGGUUUGGUGGGUCUCAACUACCUGGAUGUGGUCAAUGCCAAUAGCUUAAUUUCAGAGAAACACAUAUGGGACGCGAUGGAUGAGAAGAAACGGGAGCCCUACCUAAAGCUGGCUGAAAGUAUUCGACAGCGACAUAUGGGAACCUUUCAGGACAAGAGGAAACUGGAAGAAAGGGGCUACCAGAUACGCAGGAGCAUCUUUAAUUCAGACCAGAGCAGAGCUAAGAGCCCGCAGAACUUGGAGAACAAGUGA